AUGUCGUUGGAACAACUCACCUCCCAAUUAUCCAAGAGCUUUGCGGCAAACAAGUACGCAGAGUGUCUGAAGCUGCUUCCGCAGAUCAAGCUGCAGCUCAUAGAGCAGAACCUGCUUGUUCCGUCGCUUACGACGGCCGCCAACCCGAGCGAUCUGGCCAUCACACGUUCCAUUUUGGAGAUCGGCGCGCUGGCCUCGAUCAAUUCCGAAGAUCUCAGCGGGUUCUCCAGCUACAUCACGCUGCUCAAGCCAUUCUACGACCUCACCAGCCUGCCAGACUCGCCCAACAAAAACAAGCUGCUCAGCUUGUACCUUUUGCUGCUUCUCACACAGGGAGACCUUGCCCUAUUCCACAUCGAGCUCGAGCGGCUGGCAAAUUUCGGUCUCUCGGUGGACGAGCUGGAAAAAGACCAGUACUUUGCCAUUCCAAUCAAGUUUGAGAAGUGGAUCAUCGACGGCGACUUUUACAAAGUGUACGAGCUGCUGAGCUCCAAACACAGCUUCCCAUGCAAGGAAUUCAACCUGUUUGAGAAGGAGCUGCUGGACUCCAUCCGGCUCACGAUCGCCACCAACAUCGAGUCCAGCUACACCACUCUGCCGCUGGAGAACUUGAAACUGCUGCUUUUCCUGAGCAACCUUGACGACGUCAAAUCCUACAUCGACCAGAUGGGCUGGUUUGUGCACAACAACGAGGUCCACUUUGACAAGCGCAGCUCUGCGAUAGAUGACGAGAUCAACGACGAAAAGCAAAUACUGAAAAACGCUCUAACCUACGCCAAGGAGAUGGAGAGCAUUGUGUAG
Messenger RNA from Ogataea angusta, 801 nucleotides. RefSeq lists its product as uncharacterized. Gene Ontology annotation, biological process: proteasome-mediated ubiquitin-dependent protein catabolic process. The transcript has a single exon. The record is from RefSeq and is a predicted model, not a curated record. Gene Ontology annotation, cellular component: proteasome regulatory particle; cytosol; nucleus. NCBI's taxonomy places the organism in Eukaryota, Fungi, Ascomycota, Pichiomycetes, Pichiales, Pichiaceae. Bases 1 to 801 code for a protein of 266 amino acids.